CGGGGGUGCUGCUAACCACGCCCACCAAACCCCCACUCCCGCGCCAUCCCAGCGAUCUCACUCACCACCAACCAAGCAGCACAAACUUGGCGCCGACCCGCGAGUCCGCGACACGCCGAGGAGUAGCGAGCAGGAGCGCACGCACGCCGUGUCUGUCCCGGAGCAGCCAGCGGCCAUGUCGACGACGACGACGAUGAAGGCGAGCGACCCGGGGUCCGCGUGGUUCGGCAGCGGCGCCCGGACCCCUCCGGCGGGGAUGGGGGCCCACAACGUGCGGCUCAUCACCACGGCCGUCGCGGCUUUCGUGUCCGUGCUCGGCCUCGCCCUCUUCCUGCACCUCUACGUCUGCCACAUCCGCCGCCGGAACCGGCGCCGCGCGGCGGCCGUGCUGCCGACGACGGCGCCGGCCGCGGCCCCGAAGGGCGGGCUGGACCCCGCGGCCAUCGCGGCGCUGCCGACCGCGGUGUACGGGAAGGCGGGCGAGCCGGGCGCCUGCACCGAGUGCGCCAUCUGCCUCGGCGCCGUGCAGGAAGGGGAGGUCGUGAGGGCGCUGCCCGCCUGCGCCCACGUGUUCCACGUCCCCUGCGUCGACACGUGGCUCGCGUCGAGCUCCUCGUGCCCGGUCUGCCGCGCCGAGGUGGAGCCGCCGCAGGAGGAGGAGGGCGCGGCUCGGCUGGUGCAGGAGAAGCUGCAGGACGCCGUGAAGGAGGAGGCGGGCAGCUGCAGCUCGACCCCGGAGCGGGGGAUCAGCGCCUGCGCGUCGCUGAUGAAGAUGCUGAGCAGGGAGAGGCCGGCGCCGCGGAGGCCGCAGAGCGCCGUCCAUGCCGAAGCCGGGGAGCUAGACGAUUUGGAACGUCAGCUGCAGGCUGUGAAUAAUUAAUCUAUUUUAUUUUUUCAAGAAAAAUACCUUUUUAAUCUGGUAAUUUUCCUCAUCAUUUGUACAUCCCGCACUUGCGUGAGUGGAGAAGUACUAAGAGAAGUGUGUGGGCUCCUUAUUUUUUUUUAAUGAAUGUAAGGGCUCAUUUGGAAAGAAGUGUCAUGCUUCCAAAUCUCUGCAGUUUUAUUCCAAUGUGAACAAGAUCUUUAAUUCUCCA
This is a messenger RNA of Panicum hallii, 1094 nucleotides long. RefSeq names its product RING-H2 finger protein ATL39-like. The record is from RefSeq and is a predicted model, not a curated record. Lineage: Eukaryota; Viridiplantae; Streptophyta; Magnoliopsida; Poales; Poaceae. Bases 176 to 880 code for a protein of 234 amino acids. The transcript has a single exon.